This is a messenger RNA of Rotaria sp. Silwood1, 903 nucleotides long. The record is from the annotation of a GenBank genome assembly. Lineage: Eukaryota; Metazoa; Rotifera; Eurotatoria; Philodinida; Philodinidae.
AUGUCUCAACUAUUAAAUUUAGAUUUAAAUGUUAUAAAGACAAAAUAUCAAGUUAAGCGUCAAUAUUUUAUUACUUAUCAGUCAUAUUUUUGCGUCGAGAUUAAUGCUCAUUCUCUCAUUUAUUUAGCAACACUUGUGUGUGAAGGAAAACUGCCAUUUGAAGCUCUGAAUAUUUCGUUACAGAAUUCACAAACAUGUGAAGGAAUGUUUCGAUCAGCUAGAGCAAUAUCAAGUAUUUCCUCAGCAGGUGUUAACUUUACAAUUUUACAGUUUCUUAAGCGUACUAAUAAACUAACAGCCUUACAAAAUAUCAAAAGCAGUAGUCAUGAAAAUCAUCUUCGAUUCCAGCAACAUCAUAAAUUGGCUAAAACAAAUCAAGUUGUUUCAACUCGACAAGAUAAAAAUACUCUUUCGAAAAAAUCGAUUGAAAACGCUGUUCUUAAAGCAUACAAGCAUGCUUCUAAUCUUUUCUGUAAAAUGAAUCUUAAAACUCUAUUACGGAAAGGACAAUUCAUGUCGGUUGAUGAAAUGAGUAGAAAUGUUCUAUCAUUAUUAGAUGAUUUUUGGUCAUCAGAUCUUGGCAAAAUUAAUAGUGAAACUGGAAGUAAUGAAAUCGAUUCAGAAAUUGAAGUAAAUAAUGAAGAUCAAUCGAAUGUGGUCUAUGAUAGCGAUGAAGAAUUCGAAUUAAAUGAUCAUCUUGAUGUAUCAGAUGAUAUCAAUGUGUCAUCAUAUCAAGGAAUACGGUUGUUCGACAAUAUAAAACAAGAACUAACUCAUUCAUAUUUUAAAGUUAAUGUCAACAACGAAAAUAAGUAUUUACAUAAGCAAGCAGCAUGCUGGAUUUUAGAAAAAGAUAAAACUUCAUUAUCCUCAAAUCGUUCAUCGCGUGUACAAGGUCGAUAA